Molecule: messenger RNA, 1156 nt
Organism: Anopheles cruzii
Lineage: Eukaryota; Metazoa; Arthropoda; Insecta; Diptera; Culicidae
Product: prohormone-3
Exons: 6
Coding region: 1-501 (166 amino acids)
Source: RefSeq, a predicted model, not a curated record
AUGGCCGUGCGUUACUUCGACUUGAACGAGAUUCUCGACGAGGAGCAACAGAGCCCACGGUACGAGGAGGAUCCGUGCUACCCUCGAACCUGCUCGGCCAACGAAUACUGCUGCCCUGGAUUCAUCUGCAUAGCCGUAGACGGUGUUAAAGGCCUGUGCAUGCCAAUGUACGGGCGGAAGUAUGGCGAACUGUGCCGGCACGACUCUGACUGCGAAUCCGGGCUUAUCUGCGACAUUUCCGCCCUGAGCGGUGCCAGCGUCUGCCGACCACCGACAAUCGUGGCCAAGCAGUACGGUGAAGAUUGCAUCUCCUCCAGUGAUUGUGAUAUAACACGUGGUCUCUGCUGCCAGGUGCAGAGAAGACAUCGACAAGUGCCCCGUAAGGUUUGCUCCUACUUCAAGGAUCCUCUACUCUGCAUCGGGACGGUCGCCGCCGACCAGGUUAAGCAUCAGAUUGAACACACCGCCGGGGAGAAGCGUAUCAUCUACAAUAAGCACUAAGCGCCUGAUGUCCACCGAUACGCAAACAGAUCAACAGGCGUUAUCAUUAGUUCUCACAUUAUGAUCCCAGCAUAAGUUUUCUCUCUUGUGAUGAGUAUGUAAAAAGAUUACCGCUUGGUUAGAGAAAUCUUCACCAGUUAAGAGGUACGAAAAUUGAAACGGAACAUGCUUCAUUUAAAGCUGACAGUGCACACAGUUCUAUAGCACGGAAUCAAAACCCGGAACACUACCAGAUACUAUAUAUUGAAACCUAUAGAAAGACUCUGAACUGACGAAUGUACGAAACAAAAUAGAACUACGGAAGCAGUAUACCUGCCGGUGCAUCCCGGAAAGGUAACGCGAAAACCAUGAUAAACCCACAACUAAUACAUAUCACUGAUUGUCCUUAGCUUACGGUUAAGCAUUUUAACACAAACGUUCAUGAAGAAACAUAACGAGAGUUUUAAAAACACACACGCACGAAGAUGAGACAAGUAUUACACCAACAUUAUUUUACUACCGUUUAAAAAUUGUUCAGCUAAAAUACCAUGGGGCGAUGCAGCAAAAUGCGCAUUCGCAAUAAAACGCUUUGAUUUCUGCCCGCUGAGAUCAUCGGAUCAAGCACAGUUAAGCCAAUCGAUACUUUCAGGCAGCUCGCAGAGAGACGGAUCGAAAC